Thamnophis sirtalis is the source of this 2163-nucleotide messenger RNA. The record is from RefSeq and is a predicted model, not a curated record. Lineage: Eukaryota; Metazoa; Chordata; Lepidosauria; Squamata; Natricidae.
AGUGUCGCGCUGCUAUAGCUCCGUCUUGGGUCUUGAGCUCGCUCGUUCCCCUUGCUUGCUUAGCCCGCCAGCCAUGCCGCUUUUCACAGUUAAUGUAAAAUGGGGCAAAGAAAAAUUCGAUGGAGUGGAGCUGAAUACAGAUGAACCUCCAAUGGUAUUCAAAGCACAGCUUUUUGCUUUGACUGGAGUUCAGCCUGACAGACAGAAAGUGAUGGUGAAAGGUGGAACUUUAAAGGAUGAUGAUUGGGGUAAUAUCAAAAUAAAAAGUGGGAUGACCUUAUUAAUGAUGGGCUCUGCUGACGCACUUCCUGAAGAACCAGUAGCCCGGCCUGUCUUUGUUGAAGAUAUGACAGAAGAACAGUUAGCAUCAGCAAUGGAAUUACCGUGUGGAUUAACAAAUCUUGGGAAUACUUGUUAUAUGAAUGCUACAGUUCAGUGUAUUCGCUCUGUGCCAGAAUUGAAAGAAGCUCUCAAGAGGUAUGCUGGUGCCUUAAGAGCUUCAGGGGAAAUGGCUUCUGCUCAGUAUAUUACUGCAGCUUUAAGAGAUUUAUUUGAUUCUAUGGACAAAACUUCCUCCAGUAUCCCUCCCAUCAUUCUUCUCCAGUUUUUACACAUGGCCUUUCCUCAGUUUGCAGAGAAAGGAGAUCAAGGCCAAUAUCUUCAACAGGAUGCCAAUGAAUGCUGGGUACAGAUGAUGCGAGUACUGCAGCAAAAGUUAGAAGGUAUCGAAGGUGAUGCAGUAAUGGAAACUGACUCUUCAGUUUCAGAAACGGCAGCAACGGCACCUCCUAAAAAGAAAAGCUUAAUUGACCAGUUUUUCAGUAUUGAGUUUGAAACUAUCAUGAAAUGCACAGAAGCAGAAGAGGAGGAAGUCACAAAAGGAAGAGAGAAUCAACUCCAGCUUAGUUGUUUUAUCAAUCAAGAAGUUAAAUAUCUUUUCACGGGUCUUAAAUUGCGUCUUCAAGAAGAAAUAACUAAAUUAUCACCAACAUUGCAAAGGAAUGCCCUUUAUUUAAAAACGUCCAAGAUAAGUCGUUUGCCUGCAUACCUUACUAUUCAAAUGGUUCGAUUUUUUUAUAAAGAGAAAGAAUCUGUGAAUGCCAAAGUUCUCAAAGAUGUUAAAUUUCCACUUAUGUUGGAUGUAUAUGAACUAUGUACACCAGGCCUUCAAGAAAAAAUGGUUUCAUAUCGAUCAAAAUUCAAGGACCUGGAAGAUAAAAAAGUAAACCAGCAACCAAAUAAUUCUAGUAAAGGUGAUGGCUCACAGAAGGAGAUUAAGUAUGAACCAUUUUCUUUUUCUGAGGGUAAGUAGAAAGACAUUUAAGAACAGCAGAUAUUUUUACUCUGCUUUAUCUUAAAAAUGGAAAGCAGAUACAUUAUUUGGGAAUACCAAUUAGUGAAUAUCUGAAACUAUGAUUGUAUGAGUUGUCUACAACGUACACUGAAAGGAUUGUAACAGCCACUAUGUAGGGCAGACAGGCGGAAAAGUAAUGGAGUAAUUCCAUGACACACAAACUAAUGGACAGUCAGAAGAUACUAUGAAAACUGCUUAAUUUCACAACACAUGGACAGAUUCAAUCAACAUUUUAACUAAGAAACCAUGAGCAUCCUUGAUCAAGCUAAAUAAUAAUAAUAAAAAAACACUAGGGAAUUUCUGGAAGCUUGAUACACCAACAAAGCAGUCAUAAAUAAACAGAGGUAAUUCAGCAAGCUUUUAACUUCAAAUUAAUUUUGAAUCUCAAAAAUGACUAAUACAAAAUGAUGGAUUAAAAUAAAUGUACUGAUUCUAUUUUAUAAAAAUUCAGUGUUGAAUAAAAUUAUUACAUUAAUUUUAAUCUAGCUUGAAAUGUUUGUAUCUUAAAUGUUUCAAAGUAAUAAUAAUAAUAAUCUGUAGUCUGCUGCAGGUGAUGGAUCUGAAGAAAAAGUUACAAAAGUAGCAAUGCUAGUAUUUUGCCAAUUCUAUUCUAUGCAGUUGUACAACUUUAAAUGCCAAGCACUCUGAUUAACUCUGUUAUUGUACCUAUAGGUGUGAUACCUAUAAAUAUCUAUUAUGGAUUUAUUUCAAUGGCUUCUCUCACCUCUAGUGUCUAAGCAGUGAGAUUUUGGGACUGCUUAGAGUUUUAAAAAACUCUAAAAGCAUCCAGCAAUCUUUUGAAAAUUAAA